Talpa occidentalis (Iberian mole) is the source of this 1878-nucleotide messenger RNA. It is a transcript of the gene KRT3, whose product is annotated as keratin 3. Lineage: Eukaryota; Metazoa; Chordata; Mammalia; Eulipotyphla; Talpidae. The record is from RefSeq and is a predicted model, not a curated record. Gene Ontology annotation, cellular component: keratin filament. Gene Ontology annotation, molecular function: structural constituent of skin epidermis. Gene Ontology annotation, biological process: keratinization; intermediate filament organization.
AUGAAUAGACAAGCCUGCAAGACAUCUGGUGGCUUCUCCGGCCGCUCCGCUGUGGUCUCCGGCAGCAGCAGGAUGAGCUGUGUGGCCCGCACCAGGGGAGCUGGUGGAGGGGCCUGCGGUGCCCGGGGUGGAGCCGGUGGCUUCGGCAGUCACAGCCUCUACAACCUGGGUGGCUCCAAGAGCAUCUCCAUGAGCGUGGCCGGCAGCUCCCGGGCUGGUGGCUUUGGGGGAGGACGUAGCAGCUGUGGUGGUGGCUUUGGGGGUGGCUUUGGAGGUGGCUUUGGUGGUGGCAGAGGAAUGGGAGGUGGCUUUGGAGGGGCUGGUGGCUUUGGAGGGGCUGGUGGUUUUGGAGGGGCUGGUGGCUUUGGAGGGGCUGGUGGUUUUGGUGGAGGUGGCUUUGGUGGCCCCGGUGGCUUUGGUGGCCCCGGUGGCUUUGGUGGCCCUGGUGGCUUUGGUGGUCCUGGUGGCUUCCCUGGCGGAAUCCAGGAAGUGACAGUCAAUCAGAGCCUCCUGCAGCCCCUCAACAUGGAGAUUGACCCCCAGAUUGGACAAGUAAAGACCCAGGAGCGGGAGCAGAUCAAGAUCCUCAACAACAAGUUCGCUUCCUUCAUUGAUAAGGUGCGGUUCCUGGAGCAGCAGAACAAGGUCCUGGAGACCAAGUGGAGCCUGCUGCAGCAGCAGACCUCAAACUCCACCUCAGGCACCAACAACCUGGAGCCCUUUUUUGAGAACUACAUCAACUCCCAAAAGAGCUACCUCGAUGGCAUCCUGGGAGAGAGGGGCCGCCUGGACUCAGAAUUGAGGAACAUGCAAGACCUGGUGGAGGACUUCAAGAGGAAAUAUGAGGAGGAAAUCAAUAGACGUACAACUGCUGAGAAUGAUUUUGUGACCCUGAAGAAGGACGUGGAUGCUGCCUACAUGAACAAGGUGGAGCUACAGGCCAAGGUGGACGCCUUAACGGAUGAGAUCAACUUCCUGAGGACGCUUUAUGAUUUGGAGCUGUCCCAGAUGCAGAGCCAUGUCAGCGACACGUCUGUGGUGCUGUCCAUGGACAACAACCGCUGUCUGGACCUGGACAGCAUCAUUGCUGAGGUCCGGGCGCAGUACGAGGAGAUCGCCGAGAGGAGCAAGGCCGAGGCUGAGGCACUGUACCAGAGCAAGCUUGGGGAGCUGCAGAGCACAGCUGGCAGCUAUGGGAAUGACCUGAAGAGCACCAAGACCGAGAUCAUGGAGCUCAACAGGAUGAUCCAGAGGCUGCAGGCCGAGAUCGAGAACGUCAAGAAGCAGAACACCAACCUUCAGGGGUCCAUCGCAGACGCUGAGCAGCGUGGGGAGAUGGCCCUCAAGGACGCCAAUGCCAAGCUCCAAGAGCUUCAGGCUGUCCUGCAGAAGACCAAGGAUGACCUGGCCCGGCUGCUGCGGGACUACCAGGAGCUGAUGAACGUGAAGCUGGCCCUGGACGUGGAGAUCGCCACCUACAGGAAGCUGCUGGAGGGCGAGGAGUGCAGGAUGUCUGGGGAGUGCCAGAGCGCUGUCAGCAUCUCCGUGGUCAACAGCGGCAGCAGCAGCUCGGCCGGCGGCUACGGAGGCGGCCUGGGCGGCGGCCUCGGCCUGGGCGGCGGCGCGGGCGGCGGCUUCGGCCGGGCCGGGGGCAGCGGCUUCGGCGGCGGUAGCGGCCUCGGCGGCGCCUGCGGGCUCGGCGGGGGCAGCGGCCUUGGCGGCGGCAGCGGCUUCGGCGGCGGCAGCAGCUUUGGAGGCGGCAGCGGCUUCGGCUCCGUCGGGGGUCGCUGUGGGGUCAGCGGCGGAGGCUUCAGCUCGAGCAGCAGCCGGAGCAGCAGCGUCAAGUUCUCCCAGUCCUCGGGGCACUGCGCCAGAUAA